CUAGUUUGCCUAACCGGAAGUUUCGUGGCAAUGUCAAAAUUGACGGGGGUUGAUGUUGAUAACAAACCUGAGGAUUGUGAAUCGGUAUUGAUUACGUGUUUUCAAAUUAAGAGAAAGCGUUCUGUUCAUGCAGUUUCAGAUGUUUUUAGCCUCUUAUGAUUCCUAAUUAACCAUGACAAAAAUGAGUAACUGGAAUUCAACAUUCUGUAGCAUUGAGCGAUAACAGCCAUAUUAAUGAAACAUUUCCACGACAACAAAUCACAAACCAUGCAUAAAAGGGUGACCUCUGAUGUGUCUUUAAUGUCCCUCACUCAAGCUUGUCCGGACUGUGGAUGCACUUGUAGGGGAUGUUUUUCUAACCACUCAAGACAGGUAGGGUCAGAUGGAGCCUCAGUUUGGCCAGUAGAUGAACAUCAAAGUCUGGACCUACACCAGGAGAUCGAGGCUCUGGAGAGUCAGCUGAGGAAGAGUAACAACCACAUCUCACAGAUCGAACAUGAAAUCAUCGACAGUAAACAGCUGGCAGAGUACGAGGUACUCAAACUCACCGACGAGCUCGCCAAACUCCGGGACCGAUACGACAGGUUGUAUGAAAGUCAUAAAAGGUUACAAAAGGUGAACCAUGGACUGGAAGACAAACUGUUGAAAGUGGUGAAUGGAUUUGAAGGGGAUAAGAUGGGUCUUCAGAAAGAGUUGGCCCUCAUGACCUCUAAACUAGUGGAAGCCAAAUCUCUUGUUUGUGAACUGGAGGAGGAAAAUGAACAGACCAGGAAGGACUGUAAUUACGCUGUCCAGCUCCUGCAAUGUAAACCCUCAAACUUUGUGGCCCACAAGCUGAAUACGCUCCCAAUGGAACUCCAGGAAAGAGUCAAAAGUCACAUGACAAGAGAGGAAAUCAUCAAUUGUGAGGAUGGUCCACAGAACGAAUCGACAAAACUGAUCCGUGUACCUAUGCAGACAUUUCCUCCAACAGCAAUGGUGUACUCUAUCAACAACAGCUCUCAGAAAUCUAUCAAAGACACAAACAAAAAUUCUACAGACUCGGUGCCAAUGAAUCUCAUAGCCAAGGUACUAACUCAGCCAGAGACCAAACGUAAACCGCGCCGGAUGUACAUCUGUCUACGGUGUAAACUGGAUGUUGUUGUGCAUGAUAAGGAGGUGCAGGUUUCUAUGGGUCGGGAUGUAAACUGUUCUAAUGGUGGCAUCGGAAGCUCUGGUAGUCUUAGAGUCCAUAAACCACCAGGUCGAAUACGCACCAUUUCAACAGAAACAGAAAUAUGAAUUAGAAAGUGCCAUCAUGUUUUUCAAAUCACAGCUAUUAUGUUUUACACUUGUUAACAGGUUCAAGACAUUUAUUUAAAAAUUCACUAAAAUUUUUGUCCAGAAAGUUUCCAACUUGUAUUGUACAGUGUUUGGUUCAGGUGGAAAGAGAAAUAAAUUUAAUAUGCAUUGAUUGCUCUUAAAUAUU
This is a messenger RNA of Pecten maximus, 1468 nucleotides long. Its product is annotated as tight junction-associated protein 1-like. Lineage: Eukaryota; Metazoa; Mollusca; Bivalvia; Pectinida; Pectinidae. The record is from RefSeq and is a predicted model, not a curated record. The transcript has 9 exons. Bases 235 to 1281 code for a protein of 348 amino acids.